CCUGGCCGGCUGGUGCUUCUCCUCCUCCUGCGCCCCCCGCAAUGCAGCUAUUGGGCUCGCCCGGGCUCCCCGCGCUGCCAGCGGUGGGCGAGUCCAAACUCCGCGGGCGGGGGGGGAAGCUGGGUGCCGCCGCUCCCUGAGGGAGGCGUCGCCAUAACGCCCACCGGGGCUGGGGUGGGCUUCCAGCAUGGGGAGCCCCCAGCACCCCGAUCCCUUGGGACACGGGCUGCGCCGGGCCCUGGCUGAGCGUCCCCGAAAGAAGCAGCGGCCGCCCCUCCCUCACCAAGGGGAGAGCUCUCUGCAGUUCCAGCUCUGCUGGCACGAGGUGUUACAGAGGAAGAGUGUGUGUUGCUUCACCUGUGAAGGGCAAACAAGGCUAACUGUGAGGCAGAAGUAGUAUUCCUUGUUUUUCCUCCUGUGGAAAAAGAGAUCUGGAAAGUUGUGAUAGUAACACCUUCAGUUCUCAGAGCUUAGUUUUUAACAGGGCACUAUUUAUGGGCUAAGUAACAGAUUGGGGCCACAUUUGCAUAAGAAAGAUCGAUGCUGCUGUAAAUUACAUCUUGCUCUCUGCAAUACCAUAAUUACACACUGUAUGGUCUGUAAACAUCAUGUUUAAAGACAACUGAGCCCAAGCACAUGCUAACCUAUGUGUGUCUUCAUCUUACCCAUGCAAGCAAAGCCUGUUUCUGGUUGAAGGCACUGUGUAGCAACAGAGUUGGAGUAAUUUUUAGAUUUAGUACAACAGGAUUAAAACUGGACUGCUGGGUUUUUGCCAAAUUCCACAGUAACCCUUAUUGCUUUUAACAAAUACACCUUUGACCCAUUCAGUUGCACUGGCAGUAGCUACUUUGUGCUCCAACCAUGAGUUAGUGAAUUAUAAAAACUACUUACCUUUAGGGUGUUGGUGGCUUUUUUAUUCUCAGGUACAACGAUGAAAAACUUACCUGCAGAAUCAAUGUAUUCCACGUGCUUAACUGAGUAACAGCAUGCACAUACACACGGGGAACACUGCCAGCACUAACAGUGACAUGGCACUGGCUUCACAUGACUUGUCUGGGAGGGGACAGGCAGCUCCUGCUUGGAAACACACCCCCAUUGCCCUUGCCUAAAGCCUCAUAAAGUUUCGACAGCAGUUGUGAAAAGUGAGGAGUUGAACUCUGCUCUGAACAGACAAAAAGACCUCUCCUAGGCUACCAUCAGCAGCUGGUGAGCAAAGAACAGGCAGCCAGAGUUCAAGGGUGCUUGAAAAGAUAUGAUGGAGUCUUUGAGGAAGUCAUUAAAAGGCAAUGUCAUGUCUGUGUGAAGUCCACUGUCAGCUUUUCUAGGAACAGGGGUUCCCCUAAAACCGUGCAGUGCUUGGUAGGACUUCAAACACCACGGCUGGUCCUGUGUCUGUCCACACAGAGUGGCUGAUAUGCAGCUGUUCAGGUGACCAGUUUAUUCCUCCUUUCUGAAACGCUGCAAGCCUCCCAAGAGGCUUCCCUCCAUCAUCAAGAUGGAAACAGACUCUGGAUAUUCCUCCACCACUGAGCUGCAGAAGCAGGGAAAGAAGCUCUCGGAUGCCUUGAGAAUCACUGCCUAUGUCUUCAGUACCGGCCUGCUCAUGUUCACUGCCUUAGUGAACACUGCUUCUUGGUUUAUGCAGAAUAUAACUUUAGGCAAUUUCUGGCAAACAGCAUGGUUGGAGUUCUAUGACCAUAUGGAGGGAGAUGAGUGGACAAUCUUCCUCGUUGGGGCUGCAUUGGUGCCUGCACUUGCUUUCUGGGGCUUCAAUGGAAUCCUUCUGGUGGCUGAUAUAACAGGAAAGCCAACUUUCAUUACUCGCUAUCGCAUUCAGCUGGGCAAGAAUGAUCCUGUGGACAGAAAGAAACUGUGGAAAGCCAUCUACACAGCGCUGGGUAAUCAGUUCUUUGUCUCCUAUCCCAUGCUUGUGCCCAUGUUCUACAUCAUGAAAUGGUGGGAAAACACCUUCAGCAAGGAAUUACCAACCUUCCAAUGGUUUCUUGUGGAGCUAAGCAUUUUUACUGUAGUAGAGGAAAUUCUCUUCUAUUAUACACACAGGCUUGUUCACCACCCAGUGCUGUAUAAGCACAUUCACAAGAAGCACCACGAGUGGACAGCCCCCAUCGGUGUGGUCUCCAUUUAUGCUCACCCAAUAGAGCACAUAGUCUCCAACACUCUGCCUGUCAUGACUGGCCCAAUGAUCAUGGGAUCUCAUAUUGUUUCAAUCUCAGCAUGGUUCUCCAUUGCUCUUGUAACAACAAGCAUUUCUCACUGUGGCUACCACCUGCCCCUCCUGCCAUCUCCAGAGUUCCACGACUUCCACCACCUCAAGUUCAACCAGUGCUAUGGAGUGCUGGGAGUGUUGGAUUUUCUGCACGGCACGGACAAAAUGUUCAGACAGACCAAAGCCUUUGAGAGACACAAGGUCCUGCUCAGCCUCACACCACUCUCUGAAAGCAUCCCAGAGCCACCCAAAAAAGACGAGUGAACCAGCCCAGCAGCUCUUGCCCAGCCUGGUGAUGAGCAGAGUGGGAGACAAUUAUUUAUGUCAAAUAGUAUUUUAAUCAGGAAACAAAUUCUUGUCCACACAUAACAAAUCAUGAAGCUGAAGUUAAAUAUGCUGCUUUGGAACGACUGCACUUUAGCUGCCAUUGUUUUCUAAGACAUUCACAAAACAACCUGCUCUAGAAAUCUAUUUUUGAAAUGUAAUGCUUCGUUUCUCUGUUACUUGUACUGUCCCUUGGUUCCAGCUGCCUGUGUAUGAGCCAGGAGUGUUCUGGACCACAUGGCUCAGGGGUUCUCAUUAUUAAGGUUUUAGCACCAGACUCCACAGGUGAUUAUUUGGCCUCUCUUGUCAGCACUCUAUGGAAACAUCAAAGUCACUCCAUCUAUGUGUGAUACAAUUAAACCAGCUUUUGUGACUGAGCACCUGGGACACAUGAUGCAGCUCCAUUGAAAAUCCCUGGGGCCACAGCUUUAGAAACACCCCCCUGCACAUGCAACAAGGGCCUGACUUCCUGUGAGCAGUUAUGCACAGGAGGUAGUAGAGGGCUGAACUGGGUCUGCCACAGCCUCAUCACUGAUCCACAGACAGCUGCAAAGGGAGUUUCCCCUUGUGGGACAUGGAAGGAGGGCUGGGAGCUGAUGUGCUUCAUGGCAUCACCUCCUCCUGCUGAGUCUCACCUUGCUCCGAGAUACAACCGAAAUUCUAAUAAAUUCUAGAGAUUUUCCAAGGAAAGCAGAGUCCCUGCUGUCCUAAGCUGUGUGGAGAUUAAGGAACCCCUCUAAGAAAGGACCCAAGAAAGCAGCCCCCAGAACAAUAUGCACAGGUACCCACAGACCAUCCAAGACACUGUAAAUUCUCUCAAGGAUCUUCCUAAGUCUCAGUCCUGCCUGGGGGCUUGGAAGAAAAACACAUUUCCCCCAGUGCUAGAGCAACCCCUCGAGGAACAGGCACACAGGACUGACCUGUGCUGCAAUGACCAUUGGUCAGCCCAGCCCUACCUGUGGAGCCAAAGUCACUUCCCCAGUGCUCUCUGGUCCCCACAACUGCACCAGGAUGAACCCAGUCAUCCACCUACAGUUCCCUAGGGAGGGCAAGUCAGCAGAACAGAAAACCCAGGCACCACUGUCUUUUGAACUUUUUAUUUUUAUACAUUUUUUUUGUAUUAAAAAGGAAAAAGCAUAAUUACCACAAAUUACAAAGGACUAAAGCAUUACUAGAAUAAUGAAUCACAUCAGCCUAGAAAGCAGAUACUCUGAAUAAUAUUAAUGUUAUAAUACAAGCUCUCAUUCAAGUAUUUUACAUUUUUCUCUUUUCCUUUUAUACGUGAUGAUGAUCCUAGCACAUGGGUCAAAGAUUAUGUACUAUCGACAGAGAUGGAUCAUGUACAGCAGGCCGUAUUAACAAGAUUUUCCUCCCAAGUGA
Messenger RNA from Vidua macroura (Pin-tailed whydah), 3931 nucleotides. It is a transcript of the gene FAXDC2, whose product is annotated as fatty acid hydroxylase domain containing 2. NCBI's taxonomy places the organism in Eukaryota, Metazoa, Chordata, Aves, Passeriformes, Viduidae. Gene Ontology annotation, molecular function: C-4 methylsterol oxidase activity; iron ion binding. The record is from RefSeq and is a predicted model, not a curated record. Gene Ontology annotation, biological process: sterol biosynthetic process. The transcript is spliced from 11 exons. The coding region runs from base 1496 to 2491 and encodes 331 amino acids.